AAGAUUCAGUCCCAGACAGACUCCGUAUCAAAUAACACAACACCGACACGACAAGCAUACAAUUCCAAUCGAGAAUGAUUUCAAAGAUCAAGAUCUGGAGCCGCUCGCCGAUGAUUCCGGCCAGGGAUCACGGGUCAGCGAUCCUUCCGCCGGCAGAUCGGCCCGAACCCAUUCCGGAGCUGUGCGAGGAAAGGCCGGUGAUGGGAUGGCUGCUCGGCUGGGAGUACGGGAGGAAGUGGCUGGAGAGGCGCGAGGAGAUCCAGAGGCACCGCAACAUGGUCAGCAAGUUCGGCAGGAUUCCGGCGGACUUCGGCUGGUGGAUCAACCAGCGCAGGCCCCUCUAUGUGCGUCAACAGCGAUUCCGGAGCAAGGCCGGACCUCGUGCCCGGAAACAGAUCACGGCCUUCGAGAUGGCCAAGCAGCGGCGUGAGGAGCAGAACCGCAAGCUAUUGGAGAGCCAGCCCAAAAACCAGUAAAACACACACUCAUAAUAUCCAACCUGCCAAUAGAAGGGUAAACUCUGUCAAAAUUGCUAAGCCAAACAACUGUAAAUGUACGAGUACAACUAUGCAAUCGCAGUACAAGGAACUCCCUAUGAUGAUGCGCCAAUAAACACAGUUAGAAUGUUGAA
This is a messenger RNA of Drosophila simulans, 631 nucleotides long. RefSeq lists its product as uncharacterized. The transcript has a single exon. Bases 75 to 476 code for a protein of 133 amino acids. NCBI's taxonomy places the organism in Eukaryota, Metazoa, Arthropoda, Insecta, Diptera, Drosophilidae. The record is from RefSeq and is a predicted model, not a curated record.